AUGAGUGAGGCUAUAAGCAAUGUUAGCCUUGGAGGUGGAAAGAAUGAUAGCGAACUACCACUCUUCAGUUUAAGGAGUAUAGUCGCAUCUACAAACAACUUUUCUGAAGCUAAUAAACUUGGAGAGGGAGGGUUUGGCCCUGUUUAUAAGGGGAUUUUGACUGAAAAUGAAGAAGUAGCGAUAAAAAGGCUGUCAAGGAAGUCAGGGCAAGGACAUCAGGAGUUCAUGAAUGAGUUAAAGCUUAUAGCCAAGCUCCAACAUAACAACCUCGUUAGGCUCUUGGGUUGCUGCAUUGAAGAGGAGGAAAUGAUAUUGAUCUACGAGUUCAUGCCCAAUAGAAGUUUGGACAAAUUAUUGUUUGAUUCAUCCAAAAAUACAACACUGGAUUGGGGUACACGCUUUCGAAUUAUAGAAGGUGUUGCUCAAGGAGUACUUUAUAUCCACAAGUACUCCAGGUUGAAAAUCAUUCACAGGGACCUAAAAGCAAGCAAUGUUCUGUUGGAUGGAACAAUGAACCCCAAAAUUUCAGACUUCGGGAUGGCAAAAAUUUUCAGCAUGGAUCAAACUGAGGCAAAUACAAACAGGGUUGUUGGGACAUACGGCUACAUGUCACCUGAGUACGCACUUUACGGCCAUUUUUCAGAGAAACUGGAUGUGUUUAGCUUUGGAGUGUUGCUCUUAGAGAUUGCAUGGGAGUUAUGGAAAGAAGGUAGAGGAAUCGAGGUGAUUGAUGAGUCAGUAAGGGAAACAUGCUGUUUGGAUGAAGCUCUGAAGUAUAUCCAUGUAGGGAUUUUGUGUGUCCAAGAAGCUCCAGCUAAUCGACCAACAAUGUCUUCUGUAGUUUUUAUGCUAAACAAUGAAGCUACAUCACUUCCACCCAUCAAAGAACCUGCUUUUCAACGCCGAGGAAGUCCAGUCAUGUUGGCUCUUCUUUUUCUCAAAAUUCGACAAGUUUUUCCAAUAAUGCAGUCACCAUUAGUAUGCCAGAAGCUCGAUAAUGGUUUGUUAGUGUUUCCUUUCUCUAAACUAAAAACCGUCCAAGCAACUUUAGUACCAGGGCAAUCUGUUGGUCCAAACCAGACCAUGAUUUCUCCAGCAGGGAACUUCACAUUAGGCUUCUUCAGUCCUGAAAAUUCUACCAAACACUUCUUUGGUGUCUGGUACAGCAGAAUGCCAAAGGCACCAAUAGUAUGGGUUGCUAACAGAGAAUCCCCACUUGAUUCUCCGGGUGUUUUCAAGUUCCGUGGUGAUGGAAAUCAAAGUGGAGGCUUUUUUUACAUUGCUUACAGUUUCGAUGCUGAGGCUAUUUAUUUUACUUUUGGUGCGUCGGAUAACUCCAUAAAACUGAGGGCCGUUUUGAGUCCAUCUGGCAAGCUUAAUCUGCUGCGCUGCAUUGAUGAAAGUAAGACAUGGAUUGAAGAGUGGGCAGAGCCUACCAAUAAAUGUGACUUUUAUGCUCGAUGUGGUCCACAUGGUGCCUGUGAUAAAAACAGUGAUCCAUUCUCGUCACAAUGCAAGUGUUUGAAGGGUUUCAGGACCGAAUUUACAAAACAAUGGGCUAUGGAGGACUGGCCCGGUGGUUGUGUUCGGGAAAAGGCAUUGGCAUGUGAUAAAGGCCAAGUGUUUUCAAUGUUUGAGAAGAUGAAACUACCAGAUCAUGCUAUAAUUUUUGUAAAUAGGAAUAUGAGUGAAUGUAAAUCUGAAUGCCUUCAGAACUGCUCUUGCACAGCUUAUGCCUAUUCAAAGGUGACAGAAAAAGGUGGUCUAGGAUGCUUGACAUGGUUUGGUAACUUGACGGAUCUUGUCGAGAAUCAUCGUUUUGGGCAAACCAUGUAUAUUCGUGUUCACCGCUCUGAUCAAGGUGGUAAGGGUCAUGUUCAGCAGCUUGCAAUAGCCAUAGUCUCGGCAAUAGCAGGAUCGCUGACAAUAAUUUUUGGCUAUUUCUUGUGGAAGAAAACUUUGAGAAAUGGGGGGAGCAUCGGAGGAAGGAUGAGGGAGGUUGUAAGAAAUGUUAGCGCUGGAGGUGGAAGGAAUGAAACAGAACUACCACUCUUCAGUUUAAGGAGUAUAUUAGCUGCUACAAACAACUUCUCUGAAUCUAAUAAACUCGGAGAGGGAGGAUUUGGCCCUGUUUAUAAGGGGAUUUUGACUGAAAAUGAAGUAGCGAUAAAAAGGCUGUCAAGAAAGUCAGGGCAAGGACAUCAGGAGUUCAUGAAUGAGUUGAAGCUUAUAGCCAAGCUGCAACAUACCAAUCUCGUUUGGCUCUUGGGUUGCUGUAUUGAAGAUGAAGAAAUGAUAUUGAUCUACGAGUUCAUGCCCAAUCGAAGUUUGGACAAAUUUUUGUUUGAUCCAUCUCAAAAGGAAAAACUGGAUUGGGGUAAACGCUUUCAAAUUAUAGAAGGCGUUGCUCAAGGAGUACUUUAUCUCCACAAGUACUCUAGAUUGAAAAUCAUCCACCGGGAUCUCAAAGCAAGUAAUGUUCUAUUGGAUGGAACAUUGAACCCCAAAAUCUCAGACUUCGGAAUGGCAAGGAUUUUUGGGAUCGAUCAAAUGGAAGCAAAUACAAAUAGGGUUGUUGGCACAUACGGCUACAUGUCACCAGAGUAUGCAAUGUAUGGCUAUUUUUCAGAGAAAUUGGAUGUGUUUAGCUUCGGAGUGUUGCUCUUAGAGAUUGUAAGUGGAAGGAAGAAUUCUGCUUUUUAUUGUUUUGAAGAUCCAUUUUCUCUUGCUGGAUGGGCAUGGGAAUUAUGGAAUGAAGGUAGAAUAAUGGAGGUGAUUGAUGAAUCAAUAAGGGAAACAUGCCGGCCCGAUGAAGCUCUGAGAUGUAUCUAUGUAGGGUUUUUGUGUGUCCAAGAUGCUCCAACUGAUCGACCAACAAUGUCUUCUGUAGUUCUUAUGCUGGCCAAUGAAGCUACAUCACUUCCACAUAUCAAUAAACCUGUUUUUUCAGCAAACAGGAAGUACAGCGCUGUUGGUUCUUCUUCUCAAGCACCUAAAAGUUUUUCCAAUAAUGUAGUCACCAUUAGUUUGCCAGAAGCUCGAUAGAGGUUCGAUAUUUACUGUUUCCUUUUCUCUGAACUAAAAACUGUGUAAGAAUGUCUCCUUGCUUGUUAAGUGUAAUAUUUUUCUUUUGGUCAAUGCUAGAACUUUGGUGUACUGUUAGUUACUUUCCUAAUCAAUGUAUUGUUUCACCAUGUGGAAAUUAGUACUUGUUGGUUCGUUUUUAAUAUUAA
This is a messenger RNA of Pyrus x bretschneideri (Chinese white pear), 3233 nucleotides long. RefSeq names its product G-type lectin S-receptor-like serine/threonine-protein kinase At4g27290. The transcript is spliced from 12 exons. The record is from RefSeq and is a predicted model, not a curated record. Gene Ontology annotation, biological process: recognition of pollen; protein phosphorylation. Lineage: Eukaryota; Viridiplantae; Streptophyta; Magnoliopsida; Rosales; Rosaceae. Gene Ontology annotation, molecular function: ATP binding; protein kinase activity. The coding region runs from base 1 to 3045 and encodes 1014 amino acids.